Molecule: messenger RNA, 713 nt
Organism: Halichondria panicea
Lineage: Eukaryota; Metazoa; Porifera; Demospongiae; Suberitida; Halichondriidae
Exons: 4
Coding region: 42-563 (173 amino acids)
Biological process (GO): signal transduction
Molecular function (GO): protein binding
Source: RefSeq, a predicted model, not a curated record
UUGAGCGUGAUUACUCAUCGGCAGAACUUAGGUUCUAUGUCAUGUUGCAGCACUGGGUAAGGAGACCCUCCCCUCCUCCCUCUUGGCCGGCCCUCAUUAAAGCAGUAAAGGGCCCCGUUAUCAAACGAGCAGACAUUGCAGCACACAUGAUAGAGAAACAUCAGGAUGUGCUGGGCAUAUCUGGAGAUGAUGAAUUAUCUAUUCCCUCUCUGGUUUAUCAAAAUAUAUUUGUUCUAAAAGAGCCACUCGGUAUGGACCAGCACUUGAAGGUGGUGAGAGAGGCCACCUGGGAAGCAAGAGCCGAAUGGCGGUGUCUGGGAGAACAGUUGGGAGUAACCAUGGGGAAAUUAGAGGCGAUUCAGCAUAACCAUCAUCAUGUAAGUGGAGCGUGUUUAACUGCCAUGCUUGAGCACUGGUUGACCCAGACCGACCCUCCCCCCUCCUGGUCCGCUCUCAUUGAGGCUCUCAGAUCCCCUACUCUUGGUCUGUGGGACAUUGCCAAUGAGAUUGAGACUUACAAUAGACAAGUGCAUGAAUACAUGCAUUGUCGACAGAGUUAUUAAUUAUUUUCGAUGUCAUUUUCUCCGACUCUAUUAGAACAUAUAUAUACUGUACGUGUUAUUUUUUUGGUUUGUAUUCUUGUUUGUUAGAAAAUACAGUAUAACUAUAAUUAUAUGUAUAUAGCUAUAGCUAUACAUAAUUAUUAUAUUAAA